Messenger RNA from Micropterus dolomieu (smallmouth bass), 2474 nucleotides. Its product is annotated as CD209 antigen-like protein E. The transcript has 7 exons. Lineage: Eukaryota; Metazoa; Chordata; Actinopteri; Centrarchiformes; Centrarchidae. The record is from RefSeq and is a predicted model, not a curated record. Bases 980 to 2020 code for a protein of 346 amino acids.
AGAAGCAGAGUAUGUUUCAGGGCGGGAUUGUCUAUGAUUGACAAGUUGUUACCUUGGCGACCUGUCAAUCAGGCAAGAGCCGGCUCGUACCUUCCGCCGUAUUGUCACUUCCUGGUUGCACAAACUCAACAUGGCGGAGUCUAUGGUUGGCAUUUUAGAGGUUAGAUAGCUGGGAAGUUUAAGCAUUAUAACCUUAUAGACAAAUAACAAGUGUCUAUUUCUCCUGAAGACCAAAGAAUCCCUCCCACCCCAGUAGGGAGUACAGUAGACAGUGCUAUGUGUUAAAAUUGGCAACCAUAACAAACCGCAAAGCAGCAUGAUAAAGUGCAUCAAGAAUAGUCAAGUUAAACACAGUUUGUCCUGAGGGUCGUUACAGAAAGGUCAUAGGUCAUAAUCAAGUUCAUUUAGUGUGGUGCAUAAAGUUGAUUUUAUGUUUUAGUCUUUCCUUUAUACCAUUGGGAGAACUGGCCAGAUGGACGCAGUAAUAUAAAUGUGAGGGAGUCACUACAGUCAUUGUCAGGAUAAUUUGCCUUAUAGUAGUUAAAGUAUGUUGUUAAAUCAUGUAUUGACAGACAGAUGCUCUAAGACCUUGUUCCAAAGCAGCAUAUGUAUUCUAAUCAAUGAUCAAAGGGUUAAGAUUGUCAUUGUAACUUUAGUCAACAUUACAACUUGGUUGGAAAAUGAUAUCUGUUUCUCUGUAGAAACAUUUCCUGUUUUGGCCUGUUAAUCUGUUGUGUGUGUGUACAAGGUGUGUCAUGGUGUGAAAAUGUGGUUAGAUCUAUUAAUACACGCAUAUUGUUGUUGAAAGAAAACCUUGUAUCUCCAAAUUCUAUCCUUUUUUUAAAAAUUAUUUUCAGUUUUCUACUCAUGUAUUAAUAUUGUUUGUAUAAAUUGUUUCACACAGUGAAUCCAAAGAUUUGACAACACAGUCUCCUUACUAAAGUUACAAAAAACACAAAACUGGAUCCAGAAGAGUCAAAUGAAUAAAAAGUGUGUGUUUCUUUGCUGCUACUUCCUCAGUGUUCUCUACCGAAACCAGACAGAUGUCACAUCAUGCAAGACUGUCAGCAGCAUCAGUACAGUUUAUUAUGUUAAUGAAUUUAUAUCUAUACAGUUAGUGCUAAGUAUACUUGUACACAGCAAAGUUUUACAGCAGCACAGUGCAGUUACAGGAAGUGAAGUGCAGCUAGUGUUCAAUUGUCUCAGUCCUAUCAAGAUGUCCUCAGAUAUUUCUGUCAAACCAGAUUUCUCAAAGAAGGUGAGAUACAACAGAAAGGUGCAGGAAGACAACAUGGAGUGGGAGGAAAGAACGGUGGCUAUCUACGAGAGUGCAUACAAUAUCAGAAAUGAUCACACUGAUCUUCAGUCACACAACGGAGCCGUCCAAAGCAGACCUUUCAGAGCUGCUGCAUUUUGUCUUGGAGUGCUGUGCUUUCUGACGAUAACUGGAAUCAUCCUCCUAUACAUACUUUAUAUUUCAGUCACUUUGGAAAAAGACCAGCUCCAGGGACAAAUUUUAGAAGACAUGGCAGUCAACCACAGUCAGUUACAGAGCAGUUACGAGACACUGAGUAAAAAUCACAGCCAGUUACAGGACGAAGUGAAGCAGCUUAAGAAAGAAUCUGAAGGGAAGUGGUGUCCUAAAGGAUGGGAGAGAUUUGGAUGCAGCUGUUACCGUAAAUUCAAUGGGGAGAAAACUUGGUCUGACAGCAGAUGGGACUGUUACACUAGAGGAGCACAUCUGGUGAUCAUAAACAACGAAGAGGAACAGAAAUAUGUCACUGAGCUGAACAAGGAUGGAGACUCCUGGAUUGGUCUACGGGCCACAGAACGGUCACAAACAGGAUGGAAAUGGAAAUGGGUGGACGACUCGCCGCUGACAGUACAGUUCUGGGCCACAGGAUUGCCACAGCAGCCCGGGGACCAGUACGCUGCAGUAUGCUGCGAUAAACAAGGAAAAUGGACAGAGAGUAAUCAAAAUGACAAUAAGAGCUGGAUCUGUGAGAAAGACAUUUCCUGAUUUUGAUGACAGAGGGAUGUGUAGUGUUGGGAUCAACUUUGUCAUAUUAGACAAAUUCACAUUUCACAUUUGUUCAGUUGUAUAUUCUGUGUCGCAUGCUAAACAAAUUGGAUUAUUUAGAAAUAGUUCAUCUGCCCUACAUAGUGAACUGUCUGGUUGGAAGUCAGUGUUGGCCAGUAGCGUCGCUACAAGUAGCGCCGUUACUAGUUUAACUACAGUUGAAUGAAAUAGCUUUUCAGUAGCAAAACUCUUUUAUUUGACCGAAUAGCGUAGUAGUGUCCACACGCUACAUUUUCUCGAGCAUUUUUGAAGGAUCGGUAAGUGACGUCUCCGCCACACACAACCCUGUAUGUGUAGCUAGCGGAAGCACUUGAGUACAAUACUAAUAAUUAAUAAACAAUGAAAUGACAUUAUUAAAACUAAAGAAAGAGGAAAAAAAUACCAAAACCAAACA